GCUUAUUAAGCACAUACAGAAACAAACUUCAAAACAAGACUUUCAUCUGACAAAUAAAAUACAAGGAAUUACUCAAAAACAGCUUAUCAAUAUGGACUUCGAGGAUGAGGAGGAGGCUGUGCAGCCGCACUAUGCGCAGAAAUUCCGGGCUCCAACCGAUCCCAUCCUGCUGGCUUCUUAUGAGCUCUUUAAGCCCUCACCGCAGACUUUGAACCUGUACAGCGAGCGGAACCGUGAGAUUUUUGCAGAGGCCUUCAUCGAGGGAAACUUGGACACCCUGGGAAAUCUAUGCGUUAAGAGUCUGGCCAAGCUGGGCAUCCGGGGUAUGUCACCCACUUUGCUGGCGAGUCCGCAGCUUAUGAGGAUAUUUUACGACGCCCUGGAUGUUGAGUUACCUUUGAGGGACUGCUAUUUGAUCGAGGACCAGCGCUUUUGGCGACGCGUGGUGCUGAGCAAGACGCUGGACAAGACGCUGCACCUGAAGCGCUGGUACGAGUUCGACUGGAAGUCGGAGGGCGUGAGCCGGAAGUUUGUUGAGCAGGUUGAGUCCUGCCCCGUGAACGUGAAGCCGGAGAAGAGGCUGGCCCAGUUGGCCGAGAAGGUUUGGGAGUACGUGAACGCCAUGCACGUCCGCAAGCUGCAGGCGCUGCCCGACUACGCCUUCUCCAAGUAUCUCGAGAGCGAUCCCGAGGAAGACAUAACCUCCGAGUCCUCGGACGAGGAGGAGAUCUCCAGCGAUGAGCCCGACACGGAUCUGGGCAUAGAUGGCGAGGGCGAGGAGGAGCAGGAGUCCAGUUCAAGUAGCGUGGGCAUUACUUUCUGGCGAGCGGAGUCCGAGAACGAGGACACGAUGCGCAAGAAUGCGCGACGCCUGCGCAAUGCCAAUCGCCAACAGGCUCGAGAUGCCAUUGCCCGGAAGCGGGCGGAUCGCGAGGAGCACAAAAUGAGGCGCCAGGAGAAACUCUACGCCCUAAAAAACCCGGACCCUUCGGCCAAGAAGAAAAAGAAAAAGAAGGAGCCACCCAUGCAAGACGUGUUCAGUAUAAAUGUACCUCCCGAAGUUCCCGAUGACGAGGAUACAAAGCCCGACAAGCGCAACAAGCAGCUGAUGCUGGAGCGGAUCAAGCGCUACGACUAUCCAGAUGUCAACUGCCAUCACAUCGACCUGGGGUUUGUGCGCUUCUUCCAAAAUAUGGUGUCGUUCACACUGGAGUUUUUGGGACCACCGGAAGUAAAAGACUAUCACAGCCGCUUUCUAAAAUUCUCUGACGGUGAUAUGGUGCGUCUGAGCAGAGGGUUACGCUGUUUGCCCAACCUACAGAUUUUUAGGCUGCGAAACAGCCGCUUAAAUCUCAAGAAGUUCCGCAUCUUGGCGCGUGCUCUGCAGACCUUGGAUUCUCUGGAAGAGGUGGACUUCGGCUACGCCCUUAUGACGGAUGAUUGCAGUGAAGGGCUGUCCUAUUUGCUGAAGCGCCCCAGGAUGUACCGCGCUAUCCAGCUUGAGUACAAUCGACUGGGCUCUAAUUCAGCGGUGGUGCUGGGCGAAGCCUUGACCCAAUCCCAGGAGGGGGUUUUGGAGUAUCUGGGCCUGGCCCAUAAUCCGCUUAACGAGGUGGCCUUGCACUCGCUCAUCACGAGUAUUGUCGGCACCCCGCACGUGAUGGCCCUCAAUAUCUCGGGCACCGACACCACCCAUGGCCUGUUUGCUCGGGAUAUAGGCACUCUGUUGCGCAGUCACACACCUCUGAUCAGCCUCGAAAUGUCCGCCAUAAACAUAGGAGUCAACCAAGGAAAUCUGAUACUAAGGUCUCUGGAGAAGAACACGAAGGUCUUGUACGCGGACUUGCGGGAGUGUGAUCUGAACGAAGAUCAGGAGUUCGAGGUGGACAUAAUUGUGCGUCGUAAUAACUACAUACAUGAGAACCUACACCACGGCGAGAAUCUGUGUGCGGUGGUCAAGGAGCGACGUCAUCCGAUUGUCCAGCGGAUCGAGGAGGACCUAGCGAGGCGCAAGGAGUGCCUGGAAGUGCGGCCCAAGUUCUCGAGCUCCAGCGAGGAGUCCAUUCCCGAGGUGGUGGAGGAAAAGAAGGAGGUGGAGGAGGAGCGGGAUAUCUGGGCCCUGCUGGCUCGCUGGAACCAACCAGCUCAGCCUGAGGCGGCUGUUGCCGAGGCCCCGAAGGAAUCUCCCAGGCCUUCGAUGGCCAAGCCACCGCCCUUUGUCUACGAGGCCAACAAGUUCGACCUGCAGCAGUUCCGGGAGUCUGUCUUUCUGCCGGGUCCUGGCAAUCGCUUUUUCUACCUGCAAAAGAACAAAACUCCCUAAUUUCUAGACGUUUUCACCACCAGUAAUUGCCUAACAUUGUACUCUGAGUAUAUUUUCAAAGCAUUAAACGGUCCGUUUAGCCGGCAACACAGUUCCUA
Messenger RNA from Drosophila subpulchrella, 2421 nucleotides. RefSeq lists its product as uncharacterized. The record is from RefSeq and is a predicted model, not a curated record. The coding region runs from base 92 to 2323 and encodes 743 amino acids. NCBI's taxonomy places the organism in Eukaryota, Metazoa, Arthropoda, Insecta, Diptera, Drosophilidae. The transcript is spliced from 4 exons.